AUGGCUGAAGAAACUAGGCGGUGUCGCACCUGCAAUAAAGAGAGGCCGCAAGAUGCGUUUCAGGCACCUGAAACUGCAGGGAAGGAGUUCUACAAACUGUGUGAGCCUUGCCGCACAAAGUUCCGAAAUAAAUCGCGAGCUAAAAGGGCGAAAGGAGACAAGGGACGAGCUCGGCCAUAUUAUCUCCCCGAGUCAGCACCCCAAACUGACAUCCACACUAGCAACUCGGAGACGGGAACUUUCUCUGAAAGCACCAGUGCCGUGCCGAAAACCACCAUGUCUAUGCAACCGAAUUGUUUACACGCGGAUUCCAGCCACAGCAGCCGGGUCACAGUUGCACCGCCCGUUGUCGAAAGUUCUGCGCAAAGCACAACAACCACCACUGUCAUCACCAUUUCAACCACCGUCGUUUCUAAAAAUGUGACGGAAACAACGACAAAACCAGAGCAAGAUGCAAAGACUGCACAAGAUGGUACCCAGCAGGUCAAAGAUGAAGACAAAGAGACACUUUCGAGUGGACCCGAAUCUGAGCAGCAAAGCGAAAUCGAAGCAGGUAUCAACCAGCGUCCUGAAUUCUUUGGCUGUCUGCACUGCGAGAAACUUCGCCCAUGGCCAAUGGCGGGACUUCACAUCUGUUUGUUGUGUAUUCGGGACUGGAAGUGGUGCACGAAGGGGGAGCACAAUCAAGCCAAGGCGAACUUCUUGUGGCAUGGCAAGGAACACGAUGAGUGUUAUAUGUGUUAUUUUGCGGGCAUCUAA
This is a messenger RNA of Penicillium samsonianum, 759 nucleotides long. RefSeq lists its product as uncharacterized. The record is from RefSeq and is a predicted model, not a curated record. The coding region runs from base 1 to 759 and encodes 252 amino acids. The transcript has 2 exons. NCBI's taxonomy places the organism in Eukaryota, Fungi, Ascomycota, Eurotiomycetes, Eurotiales, Aspergillaceae.